This is a messenger RNA of Eublepharis macularius, 7235 nucleotides long. It is a transcript of the gene SLC7A11, whose product is annotated as solute carrier family 7 member 11. The record is from RefSeq and is a predicted model, not a curated record. Gene Ontology annotation, cellular component: membrane. Gene Ontology annotation, biological process: amino acid transmembrane transport. The transcript is spliced from 12 exons. The coding region runs from base 252 to 1754 and encodes 500 amino acids. Gene Ontology annotation, molecular function: L-amino acid transmembrane transporter activity. NCBI's taxonomy places the organism in Eukaryota, Metazoa, Chordata, Lepidosauria, Squamata, Eublepharidae.
ACCAAGGUAGAUGUGUGAAAGAGCAGGUGUUCCUGAGUAGCAUUUAGAUAGCAGCAAAUAGUACAAGACACCUGAAGAGUUUUCUACCUGUUGGCACAGGUGGGUUGAAAGGCUACAGGCAGUAAAUUUGUGUGUGCGUGUGUAAAAGCAAUUAGCCACACAGAGGUAGAGAGAGGAACGGAAUACCUGAAGUGCUUGCUGGGGAGUUUUAAAAAAUUCUUUUGUCUUGAGUGAGUUGGCAGUGCUGAAGCAUGUUUAGGAAGACGACUGUGCCGACAAUCUCUAAUGGCAGCUACCUGGAGGAGCAAUCAAAUGGCAAGCUGAACAACACCAAGACAGUGCAGGGAGACAAAGUGAUCCUGAAGAAGAAAGUCACUUUUUUGAGAGGGGUAUCUAUUAUAAUUGGCACUAUCAUUGGAGCAGGAAUAUUCAUCUCUCCCAAAGGAAUACUUGAGAACACUGGUAGUGUGGGAAUGUCUUUGACUGUCUGGACUGUCUGCGGAAUCCUUUCACUCUUUGGUGCUCUCUGUUAUGCUGAACUGGGAACAAGUAUUAAGAAAUCUGGAGGGCAUUAUACAUACAUCCUGGAAGCCUUUGGCCCAUUGCCUGCUUUUGUGAGAGUCUGGGUGGAACUCCUCAUCAUACGCCCAGCUGCCACCUCAGUGAUAUCCCUGGCUUUUGGACGCUACAUCCUGGAGCCAUUUUUUAUGCAGUGUGAAAUCCCAGACCUUGCUGUUAAACUUAUUACAGCUGUGGCCAUCACACUUGUAAUGGUCCUGAAUAGCAUGAGCGUCAGCUGGAGUGCCCGCAUCCAGAUUUUUCUCACCUUUUGCAAGCUUGGAGCAAUUUUGAUAAUUAUAGUCCCUGGAGUUAUGCAGCUAAUUAAAGGUGAAACUCAGCACUUUAAAGAUGCAUUUGUAGGAAAUGCAGCCAGUGUCAAGGGGUUACCACUUGCUUUUUAUUCGGGAAUGUAUGCCUACUCAGGCUGGUUCUAUCUCAAUUUUGUUACUGAAGAGGUGGAGAACCCUGAAAGAAAUGUACCACUUGCCAUUUGCUCUUCAAUGGUUAUUGUUACGGUUGGCUAUGUGUUAACUAAUGUGGCCUAUUUUACAACAAUCAGCCCUGAAGAGCUGCUAGCAUCCAAAGCAGUAGCAGUGACCUUUGCUGAACGUUUAAUGGGAAGUUUUUCUUUAGCGGUUCCCAUUUUUGUUGCACUCUCUUGCUUUGGGUCGAUGAAUGGCGGUAUUUUUGCUGUCUCCAGGAUGUUCUACGUUGCAUCUCGUGAGGGUCACCUUCCAGAAAUUCUCUCCAUGAUUCAUGUCCGCAAGCACACUCCUCUGCCAGCUGUCAUUGUUUUGCACCCUCUGACUAUGAUAAUGCUCUUCACAAGUGAUCUCUACAGUCUCUUGAAUUUUCUCAGUUUCGCCAGGUGGCUUUUUAUAGGAUUGGCAGUUGCUGGGAUGAUAUACCUCCGAUAUAAACGCCCUGAUAUGCCUCGUCCUUUCAAGGUGCCGCUCUUUAUUCCUGCUCUGUUUUCCUUCACCUGCCUCUUCAUGGUUGCACUGUCACUUUAUGCUGACCCUGUCAAUACGGGCAUUGGCUUUGCAAUAACACUGACUGGUGUCCCUGCUUACUACCUCUUUAUCAUAUGGGACAAGAAGCCAAGGUGGUUUAGGAGACUCUUGGACUGGAUAACUUCAUCACUACAAAUAAUCCUGGAAGUUGUUCCUGAAGAGGAGAAGCAGAUAUCCUGAUCUCCCACAGCUUUGGAAAAAGAACAAGAGUUGAACAGGCACCCAGUUUGUUCAUCCGUCAAGUAAAAGAGCUUUCUCACCUUUCCUAGGAAGCUUGGGGAAGCUACAUGAGCACCAAUUUUAAAUUGAUUUCUGAUAAUGAGCUACAGAUGGAACUGUUUUAUGGUGUCAAACAUUUUUAUGAGGGUUUAUCUGCUACUAUAGACAUAGUGACAACAGUCUUGGCAGAAGAAACUACAAGAACUUUGUGGAACAAACUGUGUUUUCUCUGUUAAUGAGAAUACAGUCAAUGUGACAUGAAAUUUCCUUUACAAUAUUGCAUCAUAUGGGGAAAGCUGGUUUUCACAUUGAUGAUUUUUAUUAUAGUGCAAAUGAACAUUUGUUUUAAAAAUGUUCAAAAUAACUAGAAAUAAUAGAAGUAAUGGUAUUUAUAAUCUACGUAUUGGGUGUUAGAGGCUGGUGGAAAUGAAUCUUUCUCAUAUCUCUCCAGCAGCUACCUGCUAGCCUCAAAAAAUGAUGCUAAAGGUGGUAGCUCCUUUGUGGGGAAAAUAUGCAUGGCAAAGUGAGGAAAAAAUGUCCGUCUUGGCUUCUUCCAUCAGAGAGGCCCACUAGAAGAAUAGGUGAGAGGGAUAAUUUGACAUCUUCCCCUCUUUCAGCGCAGCAGCUUGUGUUGUAUGGCUUUUCAUUCACAUUGGUCUCUAAGUCCUUGAUACUGUCUUUAUAAAGCUCACUGAUGGCUGCUAGGGAAAGAGGGAGGCAGGAAAUAAUCUGUUCCACCUUUCCUCUUAUUCUGGGCUGUUUCCACACUACUCACCUUCAUCCUGAAUGCUGCAGAACGUUGUGAAAAAACGCGGAAGAUAGUGUUUUCUCGUGCGAGUUUUGCGCAAUGUCGUGCAAAACUUGUGCAAGAAGACGCUAUCUUCUGCAGUUUUUUCACGACAUUCUGCAGCAUUCCAGAUGAAGGCAAGCAGUGUGGAAACAGCUCUGGUGCUGCUUAGAUCCCAAUCCUACAUUAUAUAUAUAUGGAUGGUGGUACCUUGUAGCACUUCAGUGAGUGAAAAAACGCAGGAGUGAUGGAGAUUAUUUUCUCCAGUCUGUGACCUUGCCCUAAUAUCACUUGUCCUUUCAGUGUUUUGAAGAUGAUUAGGGUGCCAAAUCUGGUUGUGAUGACUGUUACCUUUGACCCAUUUUUCUACACCAGCAGUCCUGAGACAGUCAGUCCCAUGAGCACAAAACCUAAUUCUGUGUUGCAGCAGUAUUUCGUCUUGAUACUACAAAUGUAUUGGAAAAUACAGCAGCUAAUAAAAUUAGAUCAGAAGAGGAAUAGACUAUCUGUUAAAAAGUGUAGUAAUGCAUCAUCAUAACUUGAGUGGUGCUAUGUUCUUUAUAAGUGAAGUAUCUAAGAAUCCAUUUUCAUUAUGGGUGAGUAAAUCUCAAGUCUAGAGUUUGUCUCCCUCCAGUUACUUCAAGUUAAUAAAUACAGUGAUAGAAGACUACCAUAUGUCCUAAACUGACAGGUCAAGUUUUAACACCCCUUAUGAAAUGUUGAUAAAAGAUAUGCCAUUAGUCCAGUGUGCUCUGAUAAUGUAUGCUAAAUCAACACGCUCAUUUUAAAAGAAUGAAGGCAAUUCUUAUGGUGUUAUUGAGCUUUAUGCUAUAUGUUUGUACUCUUUUACUAUGAUAACUGGAUGUAACAUACAAUUAUUUUUCAUUCUAAAUCCAAUUUAAGAAAACAUCUGUAGAACUUCAGUUUCCGAGUUAAGUAGUUAGAGGGUAUAGAUAUUGAAAUCUUAAAAGUUAAGAAAUAUGCUUUCAAAUAGUACAAAGCAUUGGAUUCUUCUUCUAGUUUCCUCGCCAUCUUAUAGUCACCCGUUCCUUUUGAAUAUGCUUUCUUUUUGACCCUGGAUGUUUAGUGGAAACUAGCAACUUUGUUUUCACAUAUGGUAAUCUUACUUGAAACUGGCAGUUAAUCAAGUUGACCUUACUUAUGCUGAGAGCAUACUGCUCUUUUUUCUUCUAGUAUUCAAGAAUCUCUGAUAUUUUACAAUUUGAAGCAUAAAACUCUUAAAUAUUACUUUUUACUAGGAUUAGACCCUUGCAGGAUCUAUUGACUUAGAGAAAUUGUGUCAUCGUAUAAGGUGAAAUAAUAGUGUGGUUUUGGAACACACAUACGCACAAGGAACUUAUUAUUUUAAGUAAUAAAUCGAUUACAUGAGUAUUUACAACUAUAAUCAUACAAAGCUGUUUUAGUGGGGUACUCUUCAUGUUGCAAUGCAGGGAGAAUGGCUUGCAAAGAAAUAUAAUUGCACAAACCCUGAAGAACAAACAAUGCACAACAAAUCCUUGAACUGGAAUACUGAUGGACGGAAGAUUGGAAUUCUAGAUGCAUGACUCAUACUCAGCGAGGGGUCAUAUAGCAGUAAAGCAAGGGUACAAGGAUUGGAAAGCAGGAUAAGGAGCAGGAAUCUUUUCCAUGCCAGCCCCACCCCUGCCUUAGAGGUUAACUCAGCCUUGAUUUUUUCCAAUUGGUCCUACUUCCAACCACAGAGCAUGCUUGGAAAAAGGAAGGCGUGGGAGAGGGGAAGAUGGGACAAAAGUGGCAGGGAAAGGGUAAACUUCUCCCUAUCUUUCCUGCUACUCCUCCACUUAAAAUUUCUCUCUGUUUUAGGUAGAACAAUAUCCUGCUACUUAGAGUCUCUCAGGUUAAAAAUGUUUGGAAAAACCUUUCUCUGUGUGAGAUUCUGAAGAACAGACUAGAAAUGUCUGUAUGGCAGACUAGAAAAUACUGAGGUUAUUAGGACAAAUGAUCUGACAUGGCCUAAUGCAGUGAGUGAGAGUCAUUCCACACAAAACAUCUUACAUGGGGAUGCUCAAAUGACUUACUUUCUGUGUGGUCUUAUAUUCACGUGUACCCUGUCUGCCUUGAAGUACAUGUGUAUCCACAAUGGGAGAACAAGUGUAAAAUCUUUCAGCUGAGCUCCCUGUGUAAGAUGUCUCAUGUCGAGAGACUUUCAGGGUCUGGCAUCUGAAAAAACUACAAAUUCUGUCCUAAUCUGGUACUGUGUAAAAGCCAUACAAACAAUUUGUUUUGAAAAUAACUGGGAUGAACAAAUCCCCUGUAAUUCUGAAUGGAGUAGUAUAAAAACUGGACAUGAGAACAGUGUAAUACAUGUAUAUUAAUAAUAUACUUGGGUAUAGAAAGAGUAAACUGUUGAUCAGUUUAUGCUUUAACCGUAUUAAAAGUUUACAGUUGUGUAGGUUUAGAGCACUUGUUUAUGGAGUAUGAGUGAAUUUUAAAUUUAAAACAGAUUGGUUACAUACUCUUCAAGGAUCCUGAAGGACUCACUGCUAUUAGUGUUCUAGUUCAUUUUCAGAAUAAUGUGCUUUAUCUUCACAGGCUUAUAAACAUGUGUAAAAUUGUUUUUAAUAAUUGAGAGGUUUUCGAUAACUAUUGGAGCAAUCCUAAGCAGGUCUACUCAGAAAUAAAUCAAUUUGUUCUGUGGUGCUUACUCCCAGAAAAGUGUUCUUAGGAUUGAGUCUGAGCUUAUUGAACUAAUAUCCUUGCAAGUAGUAUGUUUAGAAGCAAAGGAAGGGGAAACAGAAAAAAGUAAGGGCAGGGGAAAGAAGUAAUGAAAAGGGCAAAAGCGAUGAGCAGAGUAAGUGCAAUACCGCACUGAUUUACACUUUUGUCUGACAAUCUUUUCAUCUGACAGUCACAAUUCUUAUACAAAGACUUCUGUGUAAACGAGCUAAAUGUUCUGAAAUAGGUCCAUAUGCUCUAAUCUAUGAGCCAAAACCACCAAUAAAGCAGUGGCAUAGCUUCAAUUCAUUUCAAUACCAUUACUGCAAAAAUUGUGUAAAUGUAGAAAUGCUGGAUGUAUUCUAGGAUAUGGUUGUUCCUUGACCAUUAAGCUUUGUUGACAAGCAAUCUCUGUGAAUUUCAGUGGCCGUUGCAUAGGAAUUGUACAUUACUGAUCAUACAGAAUGGGUUAGACACUGUGAUUUCCUCGUGCUAAGUGACAGGCUUUAUCAGACAAAAGGAAUUUCCCUCCAACUGAGGUAUUUUACCUUAAAACUCCGUAACUGUUAACUUUGCUGGCAAGUUUUAAUGCCCCUAUACUUGACAACCUGACAUUGGUACUUUUGCUUAAUGAGAGGCAGGCAAAACUGGUUUUCUGCAAGUAAUAUUUAUUGGGAAUUAAAUACUGAUAAUCAGGCACAAUAUGUCAAGUCACUACAAUGAGAUUUCCAUUUAAAGGACAAAACUGACCAAUUUUGUAAAUGAAAGUCUCUUAGUAACUAAGGUAAUUUCUGAGCAUUAAACUGGAUUCUUGGACAUUAAUGUAACACCUUAAUUAAUCUGAGUCUUAUCAUUAACACUGUAAUUAAUGCAUCUGAAAAUAAUUUGGCAUUUGUUUAAAAUAAAGCAGCCAGUUGUCAAAAUGGAAUUUUCUGCAAAACAAGCAGAAGUCUUCUCUUAAUAAUAUUGUAUGAAUUUUCCUCUUUUCAUUCUGAUUUUUAAAAAAUAUCCUCUUAGUUGGAAAGUUAGUUUUUGCACCCACUGAGAUCUAUUAGAGUGGGAGGGGGAGAAGGGCUGUGGUAGAUAAUAAGGAUCUACUUUCAGGCAUUAUGUAGUCUAAUAUGAUCCAAAAUAGACUAUAGCAAGCCUUGCCAGUAGAAAGUUUUAGAAUGCAAUCCCAAUAACACUUUCCUAAGAGUAAGCCCCGUUUAAUAAAAUGGGAUAUACUUUCAAAUAGAGCUACUUAGGAUUGCUCUCUGGGUUACCUAAUUAUGAUAUCAAACUGAAUCUGGGCAUAGGUACAGAGCAGCAAGUUCUAUGGUGGAUUAGAGCAUAAAAGCCAGUUUGGUGUAGAGCCAGUUUAGUGUAGUGGUUAGGAGUGGCAAGACUCUAAUCUGGAAAACCGGGUUUGAUUCUCCACUCCUCUGCUUGAAGCUAGCUGGGUGACCUUAGAUUUGUCACAGCUCUCUCAGAGCUCUCUCAGCCCCACCCACCUCACAGGGUGAGGAUAAUAAUAACAUACUUUGUAAACUGCUCUGUGGGCAUUAAGUUGUCUUGAAGGACAGUAUGUUGUUAGUAUUAUUAAAACUCCAGCUAAAACACUCUUUUUAAUGUAUUGGGGAAACAAAAUCCCCAAUGAAAAUAGAAUGCUUAUAAAAAAAUCAAACUGUCAGUAUCAAAAUGUGAUGUUUUAAUAUGUGCUGUGGCCAAGUGGCAUGUUUCAUUCUGUGCCUGGAAAAGGUGCUGUAGGAAAAAAUUUUUAAGUUUUUGUGGGCAUGGAAAUUAUAGCCAAAAAAUGUAGUCAGGAUGAAUCAACUUGUUACUGUGGCAUUGUUUUAAUAGAAACACUCGAGGGACAUCUUUACAAUAAAAACAAAUGUUUCAGUUGACUGACAUUGGCCUUAUUUGUGCUUCUUAACUUCUCCUUAAGAAUCUCAGCAGCCUUUUAUUGCUCCAUUCAA